This is a messenger RNA of Sesamum indicum (sesame), 1182 nucleotides long. Its product is annotated as Translin family protein. NCBI's taxonomy places the organism in Eukaryota, Viridiplantae, Streptophyta, Magnoliopsida, Lamiales, Pedaliaceae. Gene Ontology annotation, biological process: RNA metabolic process. Gene Ontology annotation, molecular function: RNA binding; single-stranded DNA binding; sequence-specific DNA binding. The record is from RefSeq and is a predicted model, not a curated record.
UAUAAGCAGCGGGCAAAUGCAUUAACUCUUCCCACAAACAUGAAAUCGGCAUUUCGAAGCGCCAUUUCUACUACCCUCGCAUUUUCAUUCCGCUCCUUAAACCCUACCCGCCACCGCCCACCUCUCACUCUUCUCUCGAAGCAUUCUCCUCUAACUUCAAUGGCCGGCGGCGAGAGUGGAACCCACGUGCCAUCGUUAGCCACUUUCCAGUCACUGGAGAAACAGUUCGAGGAAUUUCGUCACCAGCUCGAGGAUUCCGGCAGCUUGCGUGAGCGCAUUCGGAGCGUUGCUUUGGAAAUCGAGUCGGCUACGAGGCUCAUGCACUCAAGUCUUCUGCUCAUUCAUCAGUCUCGUCCUGUACCUGAGGUUUUGGAGACAGCAAAACGGCAGAUAGGUCUGAUGAGGGAAUUAUUCAGUAGGCUUGCAGAAAUUACCCGUGAAUGCCCUGGACAGUAUUACAGGUAUCAUGGGGAUUGGAAGAGUGAGACACAGACUGUCGUGUCGCUCCUUGCUUUCAUGCAUUGGUUAGAAACAGGGAGUCUUCUUCUGCACACAGAAGCAGAGGAAAAGCUUGGAUUAAAUCCUGAUGAGUUUGGCCUUGAUAUCGAAGACUAUCUCAUUGGAAUAUGUUUUAUGUCCAAUGACUUGCCUAGGUAUGUGGUGAACCAAGUAACUGCUGGGGAUUAUGACUGCCCCAGGAAAGUAUUGAAGUUCUUGACCGAUCUUCAUGCAGCAUUUCGCAUGCUCAACCUUCGGAAUGACUUUUUGCGCAAGAAAUUUGAUGGGAUGAAGUAUGACCUUAGAAGAGUUGAAGAAGUUUACUACGACGUAAAAAUUAGAGGCCUGGCAGCAAACGGGGAGAAAACAGGAGAGCAAAAUGACCAAGCACAAUCAUGAAACACGGGGCCCAGCUUUACCGCCCCUCUUCCCCUUAUUUUUAUCUUCGGGGUGCCUGGUUUUCCCCAUUCAUCCUAUGCAUGUCUCUAAUUUUCAAUGUAGAUGGUAGAGUUGCCUAUACAAAAUUCAACUGCUAGUUACUCCUACAAAAUACAGGGCUUCUCUUCUCUUUAUGCAGCUAUGUAUUUUGGUUUGGACGCAUGACAAUGAAGCAACCUUGAAAAGGCUGAGCCAGGCGUUUCACAUGCACGCCUGCGGUGUAAAGUGCAAUUUUCCACUAAUUUA